Caenorhabditis briggsae is the source of this 1146-nucleotide messenger RNA. Gene Ontology annotation, molecular function: G protein-coupled peptide receptor activity. The record is from RefSeq and is a predicted model, not a curated record. The coding region runs from base 1 to 1146 and encodes 381 amino acids. Gene Ontology annotation, cellular component: membrane. The transcript is spliced from 5 exons. Lineage: Eukaryota; Metazoa; Nematoda; Chromadorea; Rhabditida; Rhabditidae.
AUGGUGUGCACCACGAAGGACCCCUACAAAAAGAAAUCCGAUGUCAAAUCCUUCUUUUUCAAAAAGUUCAACAGUCUCUGUUACGCUAUAUUCAAGGUUUACGACCAUGAGGUUUAUUUUGCAUCUGCUUGUAUUAUAUUGAACUUUUUCCAUUUUGCGGUUCUGUGUCGGAAACCAAUGAGAACCUCACCGAUUUAUCCAAUAAUGGCAUUUGUGGCACUGAUGGAUAUUCUAGUAAUGUUAUACGAUGUAAAUCGAUUGGCAGUGGAGAUUGUGCAAGAGCACACCGACUGUUUCUCACUUGAGGAAGAUUUUACGGUUCAGCAAAUGGAAGUAUUCUGGGAUUGCUUCAGAAACUAUGCUCGUAGAUGCUCCACGUGUCUGAGCUUCUGCAUAACACUCAUUCGAGUUUUGGUGAUUAAGUAUCCAUUGAACAACGCAUUCUCCAAACCAUCCACGGCUAUUUAUUUCAUCAUUGGAGUUAUUUUAUUAUGUGCUCCAAUUCAUUUAAUCGAUCCAUAUAGGUUCAAAAUCGAUAGAUACGAGGGCGAUGUUUAUUGGAAUUGUGAUGAUUAUCCAGUGGCAUAUAACAGAUACUAUUACAUUUAUGACUCUGAGUUUUAUACAGGAAAUGUUCAGAUAGUGGCGAAGGUUCAUAAGAUUGCUGAUGGAACAAUCUCAAAGCUACUCCCCAGCAUUUCUGCUAUGAUCGUCACUGUCAUCCUAAUCCGACAGAUGAAACGAAUGAAAAAUGUUCAGAGCACUUCGAAAUCUCGAUUGUCUAGAACCACCUCAAAAUUGGUCCUCGCACUAACCAUCCCUUAUUUUUUCGCCGUUUUGCCACUGGGUGUCGUUUGUGUUUUGAGUCCUUUCGGAUUUUCAAGCAAGACCCCGGAUCAGGGACUUCGUUUAUACGCUGUUCUUGGGGUGGCAGAACGCAUGUUCUCGGUGAUUCUUGUGAUCACUACAGCUACACAUCUGAUCGUUUGCUUGUUGAUGUCAUCGGUUUAUCGAAAAACUGCGAGAUCGUUGAUUUUUUGCUGGCCACAUUCCCUCCGAAUCGGAAUUUCCAUCAAAUUCACAAAAGGGUCGCAGAAUAUACAGACGGCAAGCACUUCGGAUCGAUCCAGAACUCUUACCAGCUAA